AACCCAGCUCACUGACUAGGUCACUAAAACAAAUUAUAAAUAGUUUAUUUUAAAUUAUAACAUUUUAUUUUAUGAUUGUGAGGAGAAAUAUUAAAUAGUUCAUUUAUAUUUUAUACAUAGUGUUUAAAUAAUAAUAAAUAGAGAAUAAAGUAAGUUUUGACUUGGUGGAGGUCGGAGGUUAGCUCCGCCCCCUUGCGUGUGUGUGAGAGCUGCCGGUGACGGAGAGUCACUUUGAUUAAUCAGCGCGAGCAGAUUGAACAACAUUAGACACUGUGAAACAGAAGUUUAGAUAAUCCAAACGAUCUAAAAAUCAUAUUGUUUCGGUGAUUGACUGAGAAAAGCCCUAAAGUUUCAGAUUUUAAGGAUAGGAAGCUGACAACAAGCAAUAGAAACGAGAGAAGUGCGAGCGGAGCAUAUUAAUGCGAUCGAGAGAAUAGAAAACUUAUAUUUGAUCGAAACACAUUCUUCUUUAUUCUCCCUGUUCAUCUUUAUCUUUCCUUGGCCGGGUUUUUUUGUGUGUGUGCGUGUGUUCCCCUUUCGUUUCUGCUACAAUAUCCCGAUCUGUCCCUGCCGUGGAUGCUUUCUCGGCGGUCCGGACAUGGCGAGCCGCUCUUUUGAAAGAUCGUGCCUGGAAGUAAAUUAAUCUGUUGCUCAUUGAACUGGUAGGACAAAACAUUCUUGCACUUUCACUGCGCUCAUAUUUUUGUUUUUAUUCAAUUUUGGAUUUUUUCUCUAUCUGGACUGAUUUUUUGGAUUUUUCACAUCGAACUGGAGCUAAAAGAACUUUUGAGUGUUGAACAUUGAACUUGGACUCUGAAUUACUACUUUUAUUCAAUCUUUUCCUUCGUUUUUUUUAUUUUUCUUCCUCAUUGUAUACGAUUUGUGAAACUGAAUUUGUCUGAAGUGAGAUUAUCAUCUGAAGUGUGGUGAUUUCAUUAUAUCUUUUAUUGUUUUAUUCUAGUAUUCACCAAACUGAACUGUUUUGACAUUUAUUUAUUUGUUUUAUUUUGUUUUCCUCCUCCAACUUGUUUAAACAAUAUACUUACCUCAGUUAUUCAACUUUAUUUUUGAGUCUGACUUAUUUGACUAUCUAAAACUGGUUGUUAUUUCUAUACACUCUUGCGAGCGAAUUAAAAUCUUCUGACAUCUGGUCCUAAUAAGAAAAUAGCAAAUACUGUAAAAAUAACACAAUAGAAAACGCAUCAAUAACACAUAGAUAAGGGUUACAGAAAAGUUGGCGAGCCAGCCAGGAGUGUAAAUAGCUAAAUUUCAACCGUUUUAAUUAUCAUUUAUUGCACUUUAGCAUUUAAAAUAAAUAGAAAUGGAAAUUGUCAAGCGUGAAAAUAUUGAGAUUCAGAAUUCUGUUAUUGUCAGUGGCUUAACACUCUCUGCUCUAGAUGAAGAGUUAGAAGAUUAUCUGAAAAGAUAUGGAUCAGUCAAACGUAGCUUGCUUAUUGAUAAUCCAGAAUCAGAAUAUCAUCAUAAUACAAUUGUGGAGUUCGACUGUGAUACUGCAAUGAGUAAUUUGGAGCCCUCUCUCCCUAUGGAUAUCCAAAGUACACAGGAUUCAAAUUCUGUCUUUCAUGUUCGCAGCCUAGGGAGCGUGUAUGCCUCUGCAGCCAGCAGCAGUCUAACUGAAGGUUACUUGGAGAGUCUGGUAGCCAUUGCCCAAGCCAGCGGAAAGCCUCUGCAGGAUGUUCUACAAAUGGAGCUGCAAAAGAUGAAUGCUUUGAAGCUUCCAGCAUCUGACUCCCCUAGACCUGAUACACCUGUGCAAAUGAUUCCAGAACCUGAAAACCCUGUCAAGGAAAGCACACCAGAUAAGUCACCCUACUAUUCUAUAAGCAACAAUGCUAGUACUGCAGACACCAUAUCCUUGAAUCUACCUACAAGUGCUCUGAAUCCCCCUGGCAUUCAACGAGUAGUCUUAGAACAUGUUGUGAAAACCAGUGAUGCCGUUUCUUCUUCAAAUGCUGCUUACCGUCUCAAAGCCUUCUCAGGAAGAAGCCCAAGACAGAACACUGAACCAGAUUUUGAAACUUGGAGGGCCAGCAUUGACUUUCUGAUUAAUGACCAGUCCCUUUCUGAUUCGCACAAAACCCGAAAAAUUCUUGACAGUCUGCUGCCCCCAGCCUCAGAUGUUGUCCGGCAUGUUGGUCCAGAUGUUUCACCAACCAAAUGCCUUGAACUUUUAGAAUCUGUGUAUGGCUCAGUGGAGGAUGCUGAUGAGCUGCUAGUGAAGUUUAUAAGCACUCUGCAGAACCAGGGAGAAAAACCGUCAGCCUACCUGCAUCGUCUUCAUGUAAUGUUAAGCGCUACAAUCCGACGAGGUGGUGUUACAGAGGCUGAACGCAAAGGCUAUCUUCUCAAACAAUUCUGUCGUGGCUGCUGGGACAACAAUUUGAUUUCAGAUCUGCAGCUGGAGCGAAGAAAAGCCGCACCCCCCUCUUUUGCUGAACUCAUCGUACUCAUCCGUACUGCAGAAGACAAACUGUUGUUAAAAGAAGAAAGAAUGAAAAAACAUCUUGGAAUAAAUAAGCAUGUUUCUGUUCCAGUCAAGUUCCGAACAGCCACUCACCAACAGUCUGUCUAUUAUGCUGAUGCAAUUGAUGAGCCCAGAGUUGAGAACAAUCAUGAGAGUCUGAGGCAGAAGUCAGCUAAGCCUAAAAGUAAGUCUGAUCAGUCUGAAUUGGAUGCACUAAAGAAAGAAGUCGCAAAGCUGCAGGCCAAGAUUUCUUCAAUGAUGGCUGACCCUAUCAGAGAAAAUAAAAAGAAAGCUUCCUCUGAUGCCAAUGAAUUUAAUCAACUGAAGAAACAAGUUGCUGAACUACAGGCUCAUCUUGUACCAGUAGUGCAAGGGAGAUGUUUUGAGAAAUCUCCAGCUUCUAAAAAUUUCCCUGUGAGACACAGACCCAAUGUAAUGGGACCAGAGAUGCAUAAAGAGGAAAGACCCACCUGGAACUCUACCAAUAGACCUCGUCCUGGUUACUGCUUUCAGUGUGGAGAAGAUGGUCAUCUAGCAGUCCACUGCAAAAAUGCUCCAAACCCCCAAAGAGUUGAAGAAAAGCGCCGUGAGCUGAGGGACAGACAAGCUGCAUGGGAUCUACAGAAUUCUUUAAACUGAGAUCAGUCUCAGUUGUGGGGCGAACAGAGACUGGAGGAAACA
Danio rerio (zebrafish) is the source of this 3166-nucleotide messenger RNA. Lineage: Eukaryota; Metazoa; Chordata; Actinopteri; Cypriniformes; Danionidae. The record is from RefSeq and is a predicted model, not a curated record.